GCCCGAAAUCGGGAAGGGUGGAUAUAAUUGGCGCUUCAGGCCUGAUGAAGUGUGGAUGUAAUGGCACCUAAGGGCAGUGCUAGACGCUUUACUACAAAUCAUAAUAAUUCAAUUCAAUUCAAAUUCAUGGCAACAAUUCGAAUACUUCAAAUCAAAAUGUUUAGUACCACACCGAAUUUCGGAACGUACCUGAAUUAAUUUGUCAGUGCUUCGUUCGCGUGAUAAUUUUAUAACAAAAGAAAAGGGUAUUUUUUGAAAACAAUGAAAGUGAUAAUACGACUAAGUUUCUUUUAAAUCUUAAAGUAGUGAGUUUGUUAUUACGGAUGCACCAACCCAACGCUAUAAAUAGCUGAGACAGCAAGACACUGCCAAUGUUAUCAAACAAAUCUUCUAGACCAGAAUAGAAGUUUUGAACUCCCCUCAUCUAGUAAUUUCGCAAUGUAUUUGCCGCUGAUGCACUAAAAUUAAGUUGCGGGCGUGUUGUUUUUAGUGUUCGUCGGUUGCAAACUGAGCAAACAUGGAUUUACUUGAUCUGCCCGUUGUUAUGAUUGAGAAUAUUCUGUCAUAUUUAACAUAUGACGAAAUCGCGAAGAAUAGAUUGGUAUGUAAGGCGUUCAAUGAGCUGUCAAUGCGAAUGCUUAACCGAGGGUUCCUAAUGAUAGAGAGACGACAUGCCCUCGCACUCAAGACUGUCAAAGCUCAGCUGCCAAGAAGGGAGUCAGAGCGCAGAUACCACCCCUUGGCCCGCCACUGUGACAUCCUUACGUCUAUUGAGACGCGUAUAUCGAUGCUCAACAUGACAUACUCCAAAUUUAUCGACAGUGGCGUUUGCUGUUUUAUACCGGGAAAGGUGAUUGACGAAAUCCGCCGCGUCCUACACAUAGCCGAGAACUCCAAAUCGCCCCCACGAGCCCACGAGGUUCUACAGGAACUACGGGACAUCUCCAGCAUGGCUAUAGAACAUUUCGACGACAAGAUAUCGCCAGCUCUAAGGGCGAGGUUGCAACAGCAGGCCGCGCCUAUGCCGCCGAGACCACAUGUAUUCUCUCCGCUCGCGAUUCGUCAGGAGGUGUCGUCACUUCGCCGUCGCUCCAUACUGAACGCCAAGCUGUCUCUGUAUCUCGCAACACAGUACAAGAAGUACCACAACAAACAGAUGAUGGAGUACCAGAAGAUAGCGUGGAGGCAGCGGAUCGUCAUACGGCGUAUGUUGGCACGCCAGAGAAGGCAGGAGGCUAACAUUGCGGAACUCAAGCGUCGCAUAGACGAGUGCGACGUACGCUACAGCGAACUCACGCACACGAAGCCGGCGGUCGGACCUAGUAUUUCAGGAGCGGAGUCCCCGCCGCCGAGUGCGCCGCUGCGCCACUUCGGCAGCCAGAUCAAGCUCGACCUCUCCGUGCUGCCCAUCGGCACCGGCCGCCGCGGCCGGAACUUACUGCCUAACAUAAGGCCUCGGAAGCCAGUGAUCCGCAUGCCCAGCCUGUCGGAGGACGCCGCCGCGGCCGCGCCCUCCACGUCGCAAGACUCGCCCAAGCCGAGCCCCAAAACCAAGGUCCAAUCAACGCUAGCCAAGAUCCGCGGCAUCACCAACGAGAUCCGUCAUCUCACCAACUUAUCUCGCAACAUCGAGGGCAAGAUGAAAAGACCGUAUUGCACCGCUGAGGAUUUGGAAGAAGUUAAGAAGAUGAAAUUAGAGUAACCGACCAAUAAUUGUGAGUGAGUUUUGAUAGCCCUCAAAUGUUUCAUUUGUCAUUAGGCGGGUCCACACAGAGCGAGCAGCCUCGCGAAGAAAUUUCCUCGCGCGGCAAACGACUAUUGUGAUUUGUCUGGCUAUCGAUUUUCAGUGAAAAACGGCACAUUUUGAAAAUGUUAUCGGGAAGUUAAUAUCCUAUGCAGGGUGUUUAUUUAGUCACCUGCAAUAACUUACGGGGUGAAUAUACAAUGUGCUUAAUAACUCAAACCAUUUACUCAAAUCCGUUAAUAUUUAGGUCAAAAUGAGCAGCAACUUUUAUUAUUAGGCCAACCCAGAAAUCACGAAAAGAAAAUUGACUGUUUCAUACAUUUUAGCUAGCUAAACUUUAGCUGGUCUGAUGUUGAGAUGUUGUAUGAGAGAGUCAAUUUUUUUUUCGCGCUUUUUGGGGUGGUACCAUAAUAAAAGUUGCUCAGUAUGACCUAUAUAUUCACCCCGUAAAUUAUUACAGGUGACAAAAAAAAAGGCCCGGUAUAAAUUAAGCGGCUUUUUAAGUGACAAAGUGAUUCGCUUUUUCAUCUGCCAGAAAGAUGUUAUCAAAAUGUAAGCGAUACUAUGACGGCAUUUUUAGCUAACCCAAUAUAGAAAAUAUUUUUUUUACAUGUAGCAAGAUGUACUAUAGUUGCUAAUGCAGGUGCCUGAUCAAUCAAUCAAAAUAUUUAUGUGUUGGUCACGAGUUAUAGAGAUGUUAUUGGCCUUCAUGUUCUGCCUCAGAGAGGCGUACAAUAUGGAAACUUAAUCCUAAAUGUCAUGAUAUCAUUGAACUGUGUAAAACUAAUGUUCUCAUAUUAAAACGGUAGUAUAUUGGUUUACGAACGCCACUUACUGCUUAAAUAUGUAAAUAGCUGCCAAUAGUUUAGCAUAUACCGGGUGUGGCCUGUAACACGAGCAAAUAAUUUAAACAUAUAUUAUACUCCUCAAAUGCUGACACUAUAGUUAAAUAACUUUGAUAAAUUAUGAAGUCCUAUAACAUAAUUUUCAUACCUUGCGUCUAAAAAUAAACUUUAAAGGGUGUUAAAAAUCACAAAUACAAGUUAUUUUUAAAAGUCGUUGAACAAAUGUUGGUCAGUUUGAGUACAGCCUACAGCUUAAUUUUUUGCUCCUGUUACAGGGCACACCCACUAUAACGAAAUCCGUCAUCUCACCAACUUAUCUCACAACAUCGGGUGCAAGAUGAAAAUACCGUAUUGUACCGCUUGGAAGAGGUCAAAAAGAUGAGACUUGAGUAACCUAGCAAGAAUUGUAAGUCGGUUUAUAUACUUACAAAAAGAUUCGUAUGAGACUCAUCGUUAAUUUUACUAGCUAGGCUAGAAUAUUGGCUGGCUGAAAAUAUACGGCAAUAUAAACAAUUCAUACCAUGCGCCUGAUUUAAGUGUUAAGCUUUGGUUUCCUAGGAUAGCGGGAAGUAAUAUUACUGACACAAACGAAUGUUCCUUCAAUCAUCGCCUUCUAGGAAACCGCGUCAUUUAGUUUACAUAGAAAAAGUGGGCAAAGUGGAGAAGAUUAAGUAGGAAAUCGGACCCUGGCGCUAGGCCGGGAAAACGGUAGAUUGAAGAAGAAGAAGAAGACACCGUUCUAGUGACGUCAUUCAACUGCUGUAUUCCGGUCGCUAUAUGAUGGCUCCGCUAUAGUUCGUUUUUUUUUUGUAUUAAAAAGGUAAACAUUCUUGAUGUCUUUUCUAUUGAAAAACGCUUUUUUAAAAAUUAGUUUAUAAUCCUUAUGAAAGCAAAAGAAUGUAUCGUAUAUGAUUUAUUUAUUUAUAUAAGGUUACAUACUUGCUGUGACUUAGUUUUCAAAAUUGUUUUUACUAAAAAGACACGUCAAGAUCGCUUACCUUCUUUCUAAUGAUAGAAACAAACUAUAACACAUCUCUCGCAACGCAUCCUCGCACAUCUGGCGGCAACGAAGCCUAAUGCAUGGUAGUUACAAGUUAGAGAUGUACCUAAACUAAAUUAAUUUUUAUAAACACCAAUCUACUGCACUGCCAUGUGUGUUAGCUUUUAUAUGUACAGAUGUCGAAAUAAGUGAACCUAAAAGCCUUAUGAUAGAGUUCAAAUUUGCGGAAUGAAUGUUAGGAAAUAAUUCGCGUUUGGUACAUCUCUUACUUAAGAAUAUGGAUACUUGGAUAGAUUAGAUAUACGAGUAUGAUAUAUUAUAGAAAUAUCGACAGAAAUGAGUAGGUAUACCAGUUAUUUAAUACGAGUGAAUUUAAGGGUCCCUAGCAAGCUCGGUUCUUCAUACAAACGUAGUUACGCUCUCAUUUUAAAACGACUAGCUAGAUUGCUCUGAAACUUUGUACUUAAAUAGGAUAAGGUAUAGCUAGUCCUGUAAUUAGUUUAUGUAGCUUCAUAUACCGUUAAAUAAUACAGUGCAUUUAAGUUUAUUUUUAUUAAAACUUGUUUUUGCUCUAAUUCGUUUGUUUUAUAAACCUGAGCUAUAUAAACUAAUUGCAGCAUUAGAUAUAACUGAUGUCAUUGUAUGUGCAAAGUUUCAUUACAAUCCAACACGUAGUUUUAAAAUGAGAAUGAAACUCCGUUUGUAUGGGAAGGUGAAAUUCGGCCGAGCUUGCCGGGGACUCUUAAAGCUUAGAUUCAGAUUCACGAGACUUGACUGAAACAGUAUGCUUUGUCUAUUUCUUUUGUAUAUUAACCCUUUGAACGCCACGCCUAUUAUAUACAGCUUAAUAUCACACAGUAAUCGUGUACGUCUAUGGACGUCUUAGGCAGUCAAAGGGUUAACUGGGAAUAUCUGGUUAACUUCCGCCAAAGAAACAGACAAAAUAUAGGUGAAUAAAAACCUACAUUUCUUUAGGUAUGGGUCAUUCUCCAGAUUUGUGCCUAAGUCUAAACUCCGUCUAACCAUACUAUAUGUAGGAAAAGUUUGACAGAGUUGAGUCUGAACGCAGUCAUAUAAUUUGAGAAUUACCCGUAAAGAUAAGCUUGACGAAUAUUAAUGACGUUAAGGUCGGUUUAUAUCUACAUACACGUGUCGUGCAUUUUUUUUUUGUUUUGUCUGUCGGUGUCUGCGUGGCCGUAUAUCGAUAGAUAUGAAUAAGCUGUAUAGAAGAAUAUUAUUUGAUCGGCAAUUCGUAAACGCACUACAAGCUUCAAUUAGCUAUGAUAGCCGGUCAAACAACUUUGUCAGUAGAAAAAACGCGAAAUUAAAACUGUCUAUGGGAUGAUAACCCUUCGCACCUACAUUUUUAAAUUUAGCGCUUUUUUCUAUUGAAGGAUAUGGCUGGACAAAUUACCAUUCAAGAAAUUGCAUGCGAUUUUCGUUACAUUGCGGUGUAUGAUAUGAUAUGAUAUGAUAUUUAUUGGUAAAUAUUUACAUUUACAAGUCAUUUUAUAUACAAUUAUCUUGUCAUAGAUUUUACAUUGGAUGUCUGUUAUAUUAUUUGAUUAUUUACUAUGGUAUAUGGAAUUUGGUGGAUCGGCUGAAUUUAUUGUAAUCUGUAGUGAGCAAUGCAUGGAAUAUUGCAUGCAAGUUCUUGAACCGUCUGAGGAGCUUUGAAGAAUAAAGAAUGGAAAAACGUAAGCUGAUUGAGGAUUGUAAAGUGUUAUGAAUAAGGGGGUAAAUAUUUUAGUUUUUACUAACAAAAGGUAAAGGUGUUUGCUUGAUUUAUAUUGAUUUAUAUAAGCACCGUUAACGUUAUGGUGUUCUUUAAUUCCGCCUACUUAUAGCUGUCACUUUUUUAUACCUUAAUUAAGGGGGUUGUGACAUUAUUGGUUAGUUUUAAAAGGGUCUUACGCAAUAAAUAAAUAUUGACAGUUUUUAUUAUAUUCAGGCAGUUCUAUACAGACCGAACCGCCUCGCGGGGAAGUUGCCUCGCGAAGCAGCUCGAAAUGCCUCGCCCGUAUUGCCUCGGGCAAGACGCGACUCCACUGACCUUGCAGCUUCGCGCGGCGAUUUCCCCGCGAGGCGGCCCGUUCUGCGUGGAUCCGCGUAUUAAAAACUGACAUUGGUUUAUUGAUUGUUGAUUUAUUGAUUGGAAACCUUUUGAUUCGAAUAAUAAGUGCUAAAUUACUGAUAUAAGGGUUUUCGCGGAUUUAUACAUUUAUAACGUGUGCACGGUAGUGUUAAGCCAAGUUUUCAAAAGUCGUUGGACGUGUGGCACAUAAUAUGAUAUGCUUUUGCGGUAUUAUGUAUAGGAUUUUGUUAAAAAAAGCCUUAUUUAAUGCAAUAAAAAAUGUUUUAAGAGAAUAAGGUAGAAAGGAAUGUUUUAGUUAAAAUACUAUGGAAUAAGUUGUAUUGUUGAAAAAUUUAUUAAUAGUAAAUCAGAUUUAUAUGUUUAUUACUUUAAUGAGUAAUAUAUUCUGUAUAUGUUUUCACUUUGAACUUUUGUAAUAAAAUAAAGUUAAAGACAAUAGACAUCAUAGUGUUUUGUUAUAAGGUGUCAUCCAUUAGUUACGUCACACAAAAUUUCGAGUUUUUGAAUUGGAUUCAAAAAGUUGAUUCACCCAAAAACUAUAUUUUAACAUCCAACCUAAUGGCACCAUAUUUGCAGAAAAAAAAAUGAAAUUUUCCAUAAGCGCUUCGUUUUAACAUUGUUCAUUUAAUUUAAAAACACAUUUUAUUUAUAGGUAAGUUAUAAACAUUAAGCGCGUAUAUAACUUUGCCAAUAUACAACACAUACACAUAUAACUGUAAUUUAUAACUGAUCUAUUUGUCGAACACUUUGUUUUCAGCACCCAUAACGAUUAUAAGUUUUGGCCAUGUAUGUAUUCUUGAUUUGUGUAUGUAAUCCUUCAUUAUUCACCUUUGUGUUGUUUUGUGAGAAACUUAUGUAUAUAGACUAAUAUGUUAUCUACAAUUUCGCAUAGCAGUAAUGAAUUUCAACUUGUAUCACAUAUUAUUAAGCAGCGUUAAAAAUUACUAAUGUGUUACACAUAUAGCAAUUUUAAACAAACACGACCCUUUGUAAAUAAAAAUAGGUAGUGCCGUUUGCUUGUCUUGGCGGCAGCACUACCAUACCCCCAGUUAACGAAAAAUGGAGUAAAAAAAACACGCAAUAAUUUUUAUAUAGGGUCGGCCGUUCAUCAUCAUGAACCAUGAUUAAACAAUUAGCCAAGCUAAUAUCUAGCGGACGUCGAUAGGGGGUGGCAGGGGGAAUCAGCUGCCUCCUAGAGAAUAAAAUUUGUAACUAAAUGUAUCCUGCUCUCUCCUUGGCCCUUGGCCAUAAUAUCUGCCCCUCCCCCCCCCUAGCCCAUCGGCCAUAUCAUCUGCCCCCCCUCGUAGCCCAUCAGCAACAGACGCCCACGGUGGCGUUGCAGCUAGAUGCAACCAAGGCUUGUAUUAGCCUUAGCGACUGCCCGACCCACUCGACCGCUCGCUCACUCCAUCUUUGAUUGAGUGGGAAGAAAACAAUUUAGUAUAAUUUAAUAAUUCCCAGACGUGGUUAACUGAUGAAGGUAACCCCAACAUGAUGUUUUCAAUUUUGAAAACGAUAGAGUAGUUCUAAUUUCUUUGUUUUACUUUCAUCAUUUGUUAUAAUUGAAUACUUUAAAGUUUUCAAAGCAAUAAUAGACGGAAAUGUGUUACAUUAAACUUGUAAUUUUAACACUAUAUUUUAUAAAACACUAAUGCGUAUUGGGAUGUUGCAUAUAAAGUAUGCGUUACUUAUAGAAAGUACGGAGUUUUUAUUGUCAUGUAUGGUACACUGUCGUGUAUGGUACUUAUGUGUUCAAAGUAAGGCAAACUAACUUAGAUUGUGUCUAACAAGUGUGGGAAUACAUGAAAGUAUUAUGUGAAUACUCCUUUAUUAGAAAUAAAUAUAUUAUUUGGACAA
Molecule: messenger RNA, 7541 nt
Organism: Cydia pomonella (codling moth)
Lineage: Eukaryota; Metazoa; Arthropoda; Insecta; Lepidoptera; Tortricidae
Gene: pall
Product: F-box only protein 28
Exons: 10
Coding region: 518-1702 (394 amino acids)
Biological process (GO): protein polyubiquitination
Molecular function (GO): protein binding
Source: RefSeq, a predicted model, not a curated record